CUCCUCCAAUGCUUUCCCUUGCUCGUAGUUCUCUCCGACCCUCGCUUUCCCGCGCCUUUAUAGCAUCUGGCGCCUCCCUUCACACCCUCCCACCGUUGCCCUAUGCCUACAAUGCCCUUGAGCCGUAUAUCUCAGAGGAAAUUAUGAAGCUCCACCACCAGAAGCACCACCAGACAUACGUCAACGGUCUCAACGCGGCUGAGGAGACCUAUGCGAAGUCUGACUCAACCAGGGAGAAAAUUGCGCUUCAGUCUGCCCUCAAAUUCAACGGUGGUGGACACAUCAAUCAUUCUCUUUUCUGGAAGAAUCUUGCCCCUGCCAACACGGAUGGUGGCAAGCUCGCUGACGGCCCUCUCAAGAAGGCAAUUGAGCGUGACUUUGGUUCCGUUGAAGACUUCAAGAAGAAGUUCAACGCCACAACUGCUGCUAUCCAGGGAAGUGGAUGGGGUUGGCUUGGAUUCAACGAAAGUUCCAAGAAGCUUGAGAUUGUUACCACUGCAAACCAGGAUCCUUUGAUUUCACACACGCCUAUCCUUGGUGUUGACAUCUGGGAACACGCUUUUUAUCUGCAGUACAAGAACGUGAAGCCUGAUUAUCUCAAUGCCAUCUGGAACGUCAUCAACUUUAAGGAGGCCGAGAGCCGACUCCUGGAAGCAUCCAAGUAGAUUAAAAUUUUGGUUUCUUGAGCUUAUACGCUCGGCGGAUGCCACAUGUUGAUUUGCUUGACAAUGUAAUAGACUCGAAACAGAUAAGCAGUGAAGUCAGGUGGUAUGCCGCUAUGUAAUGUC
Molecule: messenger RNA, 788 nt
Organism: Laccaria bicolor S238N-H82
Lineage: Eukaryota; Fungi; Basidiomycota; Agaricomycetes; Agaricales; Hydnangiaceae
Gene: LbMnSOD4
Product: Mn superoxide dismutase
Exons: 9
Coding region: 9-665 (218 amino acids)
Biological process (GO): superoxide metabolic process
Cellular component (GO): mitochondrion
Molecular function (GO): metal ion binding; superoxide dismutase activity
Source: RefSeq, a predicted model, not a curated record